GAGCCCAGUCGGAAACGAAAGAUUGAUGCGAGCUUACUCCUUAAUGUCGAACACCGCGCACGUGAAUAAAGUUAUUCUCUUCGUCACACGUUGUUUUGUGACAGAAAGUGGAGUGAUUAACAAUUAAAAGGGAUUUAUUGAAUGAAAACCUACUUCAUUUGUCUCGAAAUUUUUAUCCAAACAGUGAAAUUAAACAAGGAUCUAUUGUUUGUGUUUUAAGAGGAUAUGCCGGUUCACUAAUUGCUGUUAGCGGAGUCAUAUCUUCGAAGAUGGGACGGUAAUCGCCGAAAUGCGGUGGUUCCGCAAGGGUGAGCCGCCACGGCUGCUCGCCGUAUCACCGGAAACCGAACCUCGAACCACGCGACCCUCUAGAAAUGAUUCGUCACCAGUAAGUUACUUGCAAAGAAAAAGUAGCAGCAGUUCGGUUGAAACGAAUUUCUAUAACCUAAACGAACAAGUGAUAACGGUUGAAAAAUCGCAGCACCCGUGUCACAAUAAUGAACACACACCGGUUACUCGACGAAUAUCUUUGCAAAAUAGUCCUACUUCCUUACAAGAGAGUUGUGGUUCUAGCCGAAAGAAUCGUGCAGGUUCCGUAGAAAAGGAAUACAUGGUGUAUCGCGAAAAACGAAAUCCUUUACUAGAUAAAGUGAAAAAUACGAAACUGUCAUGCUUUAAGUCGAACGGUACUUUUCGAUACGGUGAUGAUGCGGCGUCUACUUCAGGAAGUGAAUGUAGUGGCUUCGGACACGUCGAAGACGUUAGUCAAAAUCGAUAUCCAGAAUCUUAUCCAGAACCACACAUCGAGUUCGAAAAUCACAACCCAUGGGUUAAAAUGCAACAGUAUGAAGACGAAGUUUUUUAUCCAAAAAGCCCUGUAGAAUGUAAUUGGAGGGAAGGCAAAUCAUUCACGAAUCGAGGAACUAGAUGUUACAGUUCAGGAUCAGAGUGUGAUCGAUAUCAUGCCACACCAAAAACAGCUACUAAACUUUCUAAAUCCAGUGAUCAAAUUUUUAAUGAUGAUUAUGAAUACUCAGAUACACCCGUUGCCAUAAUAUCCGACAGUAAGACUGAUAAGUAUAAGAAUAAAAAUGAAAAAGAUACGAUAGGACCGAGCUCAUGUCUUUCCGCUAAGAUUCGAGCUAUGUCGGACCGGUAUUUGAAAUCCUCAAAUAGAAUUUUAUCUAAACUCUAUAAACAAAGUGGGGAAGACAAUGACACACCCCACAGCAUGACUGAGAAUAUUUCAAAAUCAAAUAGUAGAAGCCGCAAGAAAAAAGGGGGAGUCAAAGCAAAACUCAGAAGCUUUUCUUACGGUGCACUACCCGGUCUAGAUGAAUUUCAAAAAACUCAAAGUGCCGUAUUUCACGAUGAAGUCUUCAACAUCUCUUGUGAUGAUGAAAACGUGUUAUUGCAAGACUGUGAGGAUGCAGACUCUGGAAUACUAGUCAAUGAAUCAGCUGCGUCUUCUAUGUUUGAUAACGAUAGAAUACCUCGAUGUGAAAGUUCCGCAUCGCAAACAAAUUCUCAGGGACCUUGUCAUAGUAGAAGUGUGUCCGGCGACCAAAGCUUUGCUAAAGUUAGAGUUUCACAUAGAAAGAGUAGAGAGAGGAGUGAAUUUCCUAAACCAAAACCAAGAAAUUCCCAAAGAGCUCUAUCGUUAGAUCGUAAAGAAAUACUACGGCGAAUGCCAAAGAACUGUGAUACUGAGGAACCUCAAUAUCUUCAAUUAACGGAGAAACAGAGAAUGCGUCAAAGAGAUGCUAGUCAAGGUGACUGUGGAAUUCCACCUAUACCGCCAUGUCGCAAGCCCUUAAAGCACUUGAGUAAACCUCAAUCGGAGUUCAAAGUAGUAAAAAUAAUAAGAAAUUGUCCUAAUGAUGAACUGGGUAUAUUUAUCGCUAAGACAAAGCUGUCAGACGAAGGACAUAUUGGAUACCUGGUGGCACAUGUUGUACCGGGAGGUUUAGCAGCAAAGGAGGGCUCUCUGCGUAUCGGCGAUGAAUUGCUCAAUGUAAAUGGACGAAGACUUCGAGAUCUUACCAUGGCAGAAGCCAAAGAUGCAUUACGAUCUGGAGCGGCAGAAAUCGACAUAGUUAUUUGCAGACAGCGGGAAAAAAGUUCAGUUGAAAUCCGCCAACGGGAACCAAAAAAGCCUGGUGUCUUAAUGCGAGAAAGUUCCGUAGACUAUGAAAACGCAGUCAUAUUGGGGAAGGAAAGAGGCGUCAAUAAAUAUGACGUCAGAAUAGCGCGUCAUCAGAACCAGGAUGACACUGGCUGUAAUCGCAAAGGCUUAUCAAUCGAGCCGGACAACGCGACGGCCACGCAGUCGCAUUUCCUAAAGGGUCAGAACGCGAGCUACAGCAGUAUGAAUAACAAGCUCCUGCGCCGACAGGUCGUUAGUUACGGCGGUGCGAACAAGGAAACAAUGACGUUAAGUUGUACGGGUGAUAUCGUUGACGUUGACGUGCCAGAUGGAGUGACAGAUCGUGUUGAGACAAAAGAAGACACUGAAAUACAGACUCCUAACGCGGCAAACUUCUGUACUCUACCUCGCAGACCAAGAGCGCCUACGCAUACAUAUCACACAAUUACCUUCGAAAAAGGCCACGGAAAGAAGCCAUUGGGAUUUACUAUUGUGGGAGGACGAGAUUCGCCCAGAGGUCCUUUGGGGAUUUUCAUAAAAAGUAUUUUACCACAAGGCCAGGCGAUAGACGAUGGCAGAUUAAAAGCUGGAGAUGAAGUGCUAGCAGUGAAUGGACAAGCGUGUCAUGAGUUGGCACAUAUUGAAGCAUUAGCACUUUUCAAAGCUGUGCGAAGUGGACCCAUCGAGUUACGAGUUUGCCGUAGAGUGAAAAACCAAUCUGCUAAAGCCAAGUCAUGCACAGAUCUUCUAAAUGAUGACGAUUGAGGGAAAGAGAAUUGAGUCAGGAACUUCAUCAGAUGUUUGAAAUUCGACCUUAAUACGGCGAAAUAAAGCCGCGUUUCCGAUGGUCAUUUGGUAAAGGUAAACCCCGCUGUAAAAUAUAUUGUAUUUUUCGCUAAAUCGUAAACUUAAGGACAAAACCAAAAUGACGUAUGUAUUUUGUAGAAAACAUGUGUACGUGACAAAUGGCAUUUAAGCUAGCAACUGAACGUAGUCAAAUGACAAGAAAAUUAAACUGUAGUAGCUGGUUGUUCACAUAAAUCUAAUAUCUAACUUAACCUAAUUUUUCCCUAUCCUUUUAACUCCAAAAUAUAGGAGAACUUUAUCUAACCAAAUUGGUAGUAAUUCACUCCUAUUUUUAUAUAAUGUGCCAUUUUAGCGCUUUAUAAGGAUUAACUAGUUUCUAGUUGUUAAAGUCAUAUGCAUACUAUAAAUCUCAAUUACUUCAAGAAUGAUAAAUGAUAGAGACAAAACAUUUAUAGUAUGUCUAUGAAAUGAUUAAACGCCUUUCUGGGUUUUGUAUGAAAACCUGUAUCCAAAGAUAGUUUCAUAACGCCACUAAUAUGCAAAUUAACCUUGUUUUCAUAAUAUCUACUAAGAAGAACAAAAUAGUUAUUUUUCCUAAAUCGUUAAUCUAAGUGACUAUCUAUUAGUGUCAAUGUUUUCUAUUACAAAUCUAUUAGUAUUCUUUAAUUUAUUAAACUCAGGUAUAUUAAAUAAUUAUUAUUAUUAAAUUCAUAAUACGAAGCAUAUUGUUCAAUUUUUAUGUAAAUUUUGGAUGCCAAGUUUCUU
Pieris napi is the source of this 3718-nucleotide messenger RNA. RefSeq lists its product as uncharacterized. Gene Ontology annotation, molecular function: protein binding. The transcript is spliced from 6 exons. The record is from RefSeq and is a predicted model, not a curated record. NCBI's taxonomy places the organism in Eukaryota, Metazoa, Arthropoda, Insecta, Lepidoptera, Pieridae. Bases 290 to 2911 code for a protein of 873 amino acids.